GUGGCUGAUCCGGCACCAGAUGGUUUGGCACUGAAGUGGAAAAUGCACAUCAUAUAUGCAAGAACAAAAGGUUUUUGGCAUAUAUUCACAGGCCCCCACAAGGCAGUAAUGGAGGCUUUGAGUGGCAAGUGGUGACAGAUUCUGCAGUUCCGGCAACUGUUCAUUUUGAUAGCAUUUGCAAUUCUAUACAUCUCAAUUUCCUACUUCUUGGAGAAAGUAGUGCUGGGUACCAGUACUGCCUUGUAAGUCAUUAAAGCCAUGGGCAAUGCAGAGAGUCAAAAUGUAGAACAUCAGUUCUAUGGAGAGAAACAUGCCAGCCUCGGACGAAAACAUACAUCACGCUCUCUUCGUCUUUCAAACAAAGCAUCUCGACGGACCAGGCAUGCUUCUUCAGGAAAAAUUAUUCACAGGAACUCAGAAGUAAGCACAAGAUCUAGUAGUACUCCCAGUAUCCCUCAGUCAUUAGCUGAAAAUGGCCUGGAGCCUUUUACCCAAGAAGGCAACUUGGAGGAUUUUGGAAGCCCAAUCUGGGUAGACCGGGUGGACAUAGGUUUAAGGCCAGUUUCUUACCAUACAGAUUCUUCGGUCACUCACAGCAUGGACGGCAGUACAGUUCACAUGGCUGCAUCCAUACAGAGUAUGCCUAAUUCAGAAGAAGGCAGGCUUUAUGCGGAUGGAUAUUUGCCUGAAGGAGCUAGUAGGCAACAUUCAUACUCAACAAAUGGGACCACUUUCUUGGAGCCUAUGAGCUUCAAGAAAAAACGUUCAAAAUCUGCAGAUAUCUGGCGGGAGGACAGCUUGGAAUUUUCACUUUCUGAUCUCAGUCAAGAACACUUAACAAGCAACGAAGAAAUCUUAUGUUCUGCUGAGGAAAAGGAUGGUGAAGAAAAUCGUGGAAAAGAGGCCAGCAAUAAUCAUCAGCCGUUGGUCACCUGCCAGCGCGCCAAUUCCAUGAGUGAUUUGUAUUCUCCCCAAAACACAGCUGCUACAACAAAUGGUGGCCCACGAAACACUCCAAGAGGGUACUGUCGGAAUUUAGUAUCUCAUAUCCCAGAUAUUGGGAACCACAAUACAUCACCUACCACAAUGGAGAAUGUUCCCUCCUAUAGUAAUUAUAACACGCUCCCCUGCAGGAAAUCUCACUGCCUGUCUGAAGGGAUCACUCACCAAAAAAUGAGCCAUAGCAACAGUAUGCGUGGCAGAAGAGCAAAAACUACCCAGGAUGUGAAUACAGGUGAAGGGAGUGAAUUUGCUGACAGCGGGAUCGAGGGUGCAACUACUGACACGGAUCUCCUUUCCAGACGUUCAAAUGCUACAAACUCUAGUUAUUCUCCAACAACCAGCCGGGCCUUUGCAGGCAGUGACAGCGGCAGCUCUUCUACAGGUGAUGGGACCCGUCAGGGAGUCUAUGAGAACUUCCGACGGGAGCUGGAGAUGAGCAGUACCAAUGAUAACCUGGACGAAGCUGGUUCUGCCCUGAGUGAUGAACAGAGCAGUGGGACCUUAAGUUCCCCAGGACAGUCAGACAUUCUCCUUACUGCAUGCCAGGGAACUGUACGGAAAGCUGGAGCGCUUGCAGUGAAAAAUUUUCUUGUCCACAAAAAGAACAAGAAGGUGGAGUUAGCUGCACGAAGGAAAUGGAAGCAGUACUGGGUUUCCUUAAAAGGAUGUACGUUAUUCUUCUACGAGAGUGAUGGCAGGUCUAUAAUAGACCACAACAGCAUCCCAAAACACGCAGUCUGGGUGGAAAAUAGCAUUGUGCAAGCAGUGCCUGAGCACCCAAAGAAAGACUAUGUUUUCUGCCUCAGCAAUUCCCUUGGAGAUGCAUUUCUGUUUCAGACCUCUAGCCAAACAGAACUUGAGAACUGGAUCACAGCGGUUCAUUCCGCUUGUGCAACAGCAGUAGCGCGACAGCACCACAAAGAGGAUACUGUCAAACUGUUGAAAACAGAGAUUAAAAAACUGGAGCAGAAGAUUGACAUGGACGAGAAGAUGAAGAAAAUGGGGGAAAUGCAUUUCCUCAGCUUAUCCUCAGUCCGAGACUCCAAGAAGAAAAAAACCAUUCUUGAUCAGAUCUUUGUUUGGGAACAAAACCUGGAACAGUUCCAGAUGGACCUCUUUCGGUAUCGAUGUUACUUAGCUAGCCUUCAAGGAGGGGAACUGCCAAAUCCAAAAACGUUGCUUGCAUUUGCAAGUCGGCCAACGAAAGAUGCCAUGGGUCGUCUUGGAAUCUUUUCAGUGUCUUCCUUUCAUGCACUGGUGGCAGCUCGCACGGGUGAAUCUGGUGUCAGGCGGAGAACACAGGCUAUGUCACGAUCAGCAAGCAAACGAAGAAGCCGGUUUUCAUCCCUCUGGGGCCUGGACACUACUUCAAAGAAAAAGCAAGGGAGGCCAAGCAUUAAUCAGGUGUUUGGUGAAGGAGCUGAUUCUGUGAAGAAAUCUUUGGAAGGAAUAUUUGAUGAUACUAUACCAGAAAGCAAGAGAGAGAAAGAAGUACCAUUGACGGCUGUUCAUCCGCAUAAUCCUGACUCAGACAUCUGGGUUCAUGAGUACUUCACGCCAUCUUGGUACUGCCUCCCAAAUAACCAAUCAGCUUUAACUGUAAUCUACCCAGGAGACACAACGAGGGAUAUCCUGGAAAUGAUUUGUAAGGCACAUCAGCUGGAUUACUCAGCUCACUGUCUGCGUCUAAAGUUCCUGACAGGAAACCAAAUGCAAUUCUAUGUACCAAAGUCAGAUGAGGAUAUCUAUGAACUGUUAUAUAAAGAAAUUGAAAUCUGUGAAAAAGUUACACAACAAAUUCAUAUUGAAAAAUCUGACACAUUGUCAGAUAACUAUGGUUUUUCUCUGUGUUCUCUGGAAGAAGAAGGGAUUCGCCGGCUCUAUGUGAACAGUGUCAAAGAGACUGGUCUGGCUUUCAAGAAGGGCUUGAAAGCCGGUGAUGAAAUUGUUGAAAUUAAUAAAAAAGGUGCCGAAGACCUGAAUUCAGCCAUGCUAAGAGAUCUUCUAGUUCAGCCUUCUCUAUGCCUUACAGUGCGGACUUAUCCUGAGUCAGACCAAAAGUUAACACAGCUACCACCACGCCGCACAGAUGGUUCUUUUGACCUGACCGACAGUCCUUCAAGAUCUGUCCAUAGCCAAGGACACUUUCUUUGCAGCGAACAAGACAACUGUGCUGAGACAACUCCAGAAGAGGCAGAAGUGCACAUCUUGGAAUCCUCUGAUGAGGCUGAUAAAACAGGCAAGAGUACAGAACAAGUUGCUGCUUUUUGUCGUAGUCUUCAUGAGAUGAAUCCAUCCGACUUGAGUGUCAACCCUCAGGAAUUUAUUGGCCCUCAGCAAGCCACAAGACAGCUAACUGAUGCUGAUAAAUUGCGCAAGGUUAUUUGUGAGCUCCUUGAAACAGAACGCACCUAUGUCAAGGAUUUAAAUUGUUUAAUGGAGAGAUACCUGAAACCUCUACAAAAGGAAACUUUCCUCACUCAGGAAGAGCUUGAUGUUCUUUUUGGAAAUCUGACUGAAAUGGUAGCAUUUCAAGUAGAAUUCCUGAAAACCCUUGAAGAUGGGGUGAGGUUGAUCCCUGACCUCGAAAAACUUGAAAAGGUUGACCAGUUUAAAAAAGUGUUGUUUUCCUUGGGUGGGUCUUUUCUCUACUACGCUGACCGUUUCAAGCUGUACAGUGCCUUCUGCGCCAGUCACACGAAGGUCCCAAAAGUCCUUGUGAAAGCCAAGAUGGACACUGCAUUUAAGGCAUUCUUGGAUGCUCAGAAUCCUAGACGACAACACUCAUCGACAUUAGAGUCUUACCUCAUUAAACCCAUCCAGAGGAUAUUGAAGUAUCCUCUUCUACUGAAAGAACUCUUUACCCUCACUGACGCAGAGAGUGAAGAACAUUAUCAUCUCGAUGUGGCCAUUAAAACAAUGAACAAAGUUGCCAGCCAUAUCAAUGAAAUGCAGAAAAUCCAUGAAGAAUACGGGGCUGUGUUUGACCAACUUAUUGCAGAACAAACAGGAGACAAAAAAGAGGUUGCAGAUCUUUCUAUGGGAGAUUUACUUUUGCAUACCACGGUAAUCUGGCUUAACCCUCCUGCGUCUCUUGGGAAGUGGAAGAAGGAACCUGAAUUGGCAGCAUUUGUAUUCAAAACUGCUGUGGUUCUUGUAUAUAAAGAUGGCUCCAAACAGAAGAAAAAACUGGGCGGAUCUCAUAGGGCUUCAAUCUAUGAAGAUUCAGACCCAUUUCGUUUCCGUCAUAUGAUACCUCUAGAAGCUCUGCAGGUUCGAGCACUGGCAAGCGCAGAUGCAGAGACCAAUUCUGUCUGCGAGAUAGUUCAUGUGAAAUCAGAGUCUGAAGGCAGGCCGGAGAGGUCAUUCCACCUUUGUUGCAGUUCUCCAGAACAUAGAAAGGAUUUUCUGAAGACGGUACAUUCAAUUCUACGUGACAAACACAGACGGCAACUCCUUAAAACUGAAAGCUUGCCUUCUUCCCAGCAGUAUGUUCCUUUUGGAGGAAAAAGAUUGAGUGCUUUAAAAGGUGCAAGGCCAGCUAUGAACAGGGCAGUCUCUGCUCCAAGUAAGUCUCUUGGGAGAAGGCGGCGGCGGCUGGCUCGGAACAGAUUUACCAUUGAUUCAGAUGCCGUUUUCGCCAGCAGCCCGGAGAAAGAGUCCCAGCAGGUGUCUAACAGCAAAGACACUGACCGCUGGGUAGAAGAACAGUUUGACCUCGGUCAGUACGAGGAGCAUGAGGACAUAAAGGAAACAGACAUUCUCAGUGAUGACGAUGAAUAUUGUGAGCCUCUGAGGGGUGCAAUAGUUGAAAAAGAACUUCAGGAGCAGUUGCAGGCAGCCUCUAUUACGAGCAACCAGUUGUGCCGAGGAGACAAAGGGCGCUGUGCCGGGGGCUCUCAUGCUCUGAGAAUGGCUCAGUUAAAGAAACAAGCUGCUCUGUCUGGAAUUAAUGGUGGUUUGGAAGGCAGCGAAGAGGUCAUUUGGGUUCGUCGUGAAGAUUUUGUGCCACCCAGAAAACUGAACACCGAGCUUUAGACCUGUUUUUCCUGUUAGAUGGUAGGCAUAGAUGUGCCCUUAACCCACCCCUUACACAUUGUGGAGAAUGCUCCUUUAGAAUGCACACUUGCACAUACAGUUAUGGCAGCUAAGCUGGUUAAAACCACACAGCCUCUGUUUUCCCCUUUAAGGUAAUGUAUAACAAGGGAAAAGGCAAACAAAAUUUUGAAAUGGAAUGAGCUUGAGUCCUUCUCUGUGCAUUACAAAGGGCUUUAUUUAUUCUAAACUAAUCAGGGGUAGCAUAUUGAAAUGGGAUGCAUAGAUAUUACUAGAAAACAUCUUGCUGUGGGUUUUUAAAAAAAAUAUGUGCAGCAAGUUAGCUUAAAUGAUAGCACAAGCAGCAAAUGAUUUUUAUAUGUGACAUGUCAAUCAUGGGUUCAUCUCCUUAAACAAGGAAGCUGCCUUUUCAGACUCCAUAGCUGCAGGAUUCUUAAUAAUUUUUCUCUGAAGGUUCAGAGAUUCUCACCCCGAUGCAGCAAAGGUGAUUCAUGCACAGAAAGAGGCUUCCAUGCAUGGACCAUCCUUCUUG
This is a messenger RNA of Euleptes europaea (tarantolino), 5590 nucleotides long. RefSeq names its product TIAM Rac1 associated GEF 1 (gene TIAM1). Lineage: Eukaryota; Metazoa; Chordata; Lepidosauria; Squamata; Sphaerodactylidae. Gene Ontology annotation, biological process: positive regulation of axonogenesis; small GTPase-mediated signal transduction; activation of GTPase activity. The record is from RefSeq and is a predicted model, not a curated record. The coding region runs from base 259 to 5040 and encodes 1593 amino acids. Gene Ontology annotation, cellular component: synapse; plasma membrane; cytosol. Gene Ontology annotation, molecular function: guanyl-nucleotide exchange factor activity; protein binding. The transcript is spliced from 27 exons.